AAAAAUUAUUCUGCAACAGCGUUUACACACGUUGGCCAACCAGCAAAUGAGUGAGAAUUAUGGAGUUAGUUGAAACUUUUGGGUUAAUACAACUGUACCAUUGACAUGCAAAGACACGACAGAGUAGUCGUUGGUGUCAUCAUUUUCACGUUUACCACUGUGGCUCCAAUAGUGCUGGGCUUACCUGUGUACUCUGAAGAUGAUGUCACGGACUUGGGCUCGAAGGAUGUACCUGUAAGGCUUCGACACAAGGGGGCGACAUUUCUCCUUAAUGGAGGACCAAAUUCCCGUGGGCAAAAACCUAACGGCACAAAUGCACCAGCCAUGCCAAGAUAUGGUUCUCUGAGGAUCCGUCGAUCACCGGAUGACGACUACGCGUACAAGGAUGACAAGCACGAGGAUUAUUACGAAGGGGGAGGGGCCCAGGAGGUGGGCGGAGGCAGGAAGCGUAUGAUCGCUUUCACAAUCUUCUUCAUUUGGGUGUGCUGGGUUAUCAUCGCUUGCUCCAUCUUGCGGAUUGUGGCAAAGAACAUGGCCUGAACCUUGCUUUCUGGCAGACAUCGGUAUUUCCGUCUACACAGAUCAUCUCAAUGCACUUUUGAGAGUCUGCAUUGUAGACGAGCGUAUCAGGCUUUGUGAAGAGAUGGAGAAAGAUGCCCCAAGGAAAGUGCACCAAUUCAUGUCGGUCAUGCGACUAUUCAGUUUGUCUUGUAGAACAGUGGCAGUCUCAGUAUUUGUGUCUGACAUGGAAAGGGGCACAGGAACAUUUGCUCUUUGAUGUCAGAAAUAUUUGAUGUCCAUAAACACAUGUUAAUGAAUUUUAAUGUGGCGAUCUGAUUCCAAAUUAAAAGCUGUUGUUUAUUCAGUGUAAAUGAAGCUGUCGUCUUUUCCUUCAUGGAAAGGUAUCAACAUCUCAUCAGCAUCAACAAGUUCAACAGAAGUUAACAAGCACAGCAUAAACGCUUGU
This is a messenger RNA of Acanthaster planci (crown-of-thorns starfish), 967 nucleotides long. RefSeq lists its product as uncharacterized. NCBI's taxonomy places the organism in Eukaryota, Metazoa, Echinodermata, Asteroidea, Valvatida, Acanthasteridae. The record is from RefSeq and is a predicted model, not a curated record.